Molecule: messenger RNA, 7538 nt
Organism: Pocillopora meandrina
Lineage: Eukaryota; Metazoa; Cnidaria; Anthozoa; Scleractinia; Pocilloporidae
Source: the annotation of a GenBank genome assembly
AUGCAACUCAUUCAAGGAGGAGAACCGAUUGUAAAUUAUAGCGGAUCAAUUGGGUUCGGAAGGAUUAUUGAUGGAAUGACGGAUGUAUUCUGUUUCUUGAAUUCACAGGAUCGUUGGCUUUACCACAAUCACUGUAUAUUCUAAUUAGAUUCCGAAAAUAAUAUUUACGACUUCACAAUAGUUUCACUUUGAUCUUUUCCUCAGGGGGUCUCGGGAGUUUAGGAGGAAAAGGGUUUAAAUGUGCAAUGAGGGAGUCAUGUUCACCUAAUCUGUUCGACCCUAUGAAUCCCUCCUGUCACACUUCGUGUAGAAACGACGGUGCCACGGGCAGAGCAAGUAGAGGAGCAAGAGGAGAUAAUGGAAAAGACGGAACAGGUUGAGUAUACAUGAGCCACCUUGAGAGGACUCUUUUGAAAAUGGCAGCACCAAUUUCUUAUAUUUUUUUAAGUAAUUUUUUGACUCAAAAGCGAGGCUUAGAAAGCUAGUUUGCAUGCUCAUAUGAAAGAAUAAUAAUCACGCGAGAAAAUGUUUGGCAGGGAAAUGAUUUAACAAUGUCGAGAAAGUAUAAUACGACCAAAUUGGAAAACUUACCGGUUUUUACGUUCAUCGUCGGUGUCCAGUCUACGCCCAUGGUAGAGUAGAGAAGGCUUGCGAGUAAGAGGGACAAUUCUGCCGCUGGUUUUCAUGGCGUUUAAACGAAAUGCCAGUCCAUCACGGUGCCCAUCACACGGCAUACAUUUCGGCAGGUUUCCUUUAUAGUUCAGCAAUAACCAUCUGCAUUCCUCAGUGGAGAGAAGCCCUGAGUAAAUCUCCUGUACAGAAACACAAUACAAUGACCCAAAUAGAGAACUUCCCCGGACCUAUCGACCCUGAGUCUAAGAACUAAGUUCUAAGCUACCAUAUCGUUGCAAAUUUCAUCUUCAUAAGUAACCAUGCGUUGAUUGAUAUCUGUACUUUCAGCUCCAACGGAUCCUGGCACGGACGGUCAAAUAGAUGAUUCCUAUCUACGUACAUCCCGCCUCUCUGAAAAUGCAAGAAGCAAAUACCCCUUAGCAUUGUUAAAGUUGAUGAAAAGAUAUGCCGAGGAUCGCAUUUGGGCAAAUGAUAUCGAGGAAGGCAAGAGUGUCCUGAGAUUCUUAAUAACUUUAAUGGAAGGAAGAAAGGGUAUACAAGCCAUGAGAAAAGGUGAGUUUUCAAAUGGAGCUAUUUAACCUUUCUUAUAUUCCUCAGAGUAUUGUUUCAGAGACGAGCUGAAGGAGAACAAAAUCUCAAUACCACGGCGCUAAUGUUUCUUGUAUAUCUGUAGACGCAGAACGAAGGCUAGGUUUUCUAGACAAAGAAGGAUUCGACAGAUUUGGAAAUAAUAAAUUGUUUGCCCCGCUGAUGAAAUGGGAACGCUUAAAAGAGAACGCUGAAGACAUCGAAAAGUAUGCCAAGGAAUACCAAGACGCUUUUAACAGGAUUCAAAGAUCAAUUAAUCAACAAGAAGAUAUUACUGACAUACUGAAGGACUUAGCGCCAAAUGCAGCCAGAAUACAGGUCAGCAAUCAAAUAAAACGACUAAAAACGGCGAGGGCAGUCGAUGAAAGCGAAAAGAGGCUUUAUGUAGAGGUAAGGUAAUAAGUUUGUGAAACUGACAUUUUAAAAUCGUAUUGCGUAAUUUUUGGUUUUUGACCUUGAAACUUGAACAUUUACUCGGGGAUUACAAUUUUUAGAUACCUGCUCCUUGGUAUUAAAACAGCCUAUUUUCAGAUUUAUUCUAGAACUAAUUCCUUUUCUUUUUCCAUUUUACCAUCCCUAUUUGUUUCAUUAAAAUUGACAUUCUCUAGCAACUCAUUUAUACUUUCGUUAAUUAACAAUUUUUUUCUUUUUUUGAUUCAUACAUUCAUUUCUCCAUUCAUUUCUCCAUUCCUUUGUCCAUUCAUUCAUUCAUUCAUUUAUGCAUUUAUUCUUUCAAUGAUGUAUUUAUUCAUUUUGUCCUAAAACAUUCUGUUUAAUUUAUUUUUCCUUUCAUUAAUUCGUCAAUUACUUUAUUGAUUCAUCCAAACUAUCGAUCAGCAAGUCAAUUGAUUCAUUAUUCAUUUUCAGUUUUAAAUUAUCUCCAUUUUUUGUAUGUUUAUUGAUUUGAUGCUCAACACUCAAUUUUUUGGGAGGAGAAUUUAAAUGUUACUGAACGCAUUUUUAUCAAGAAGCUUACCUUGCCUUUGUUUACUCUCUCCUGUACCCGAUUAGUCCAUCGCUCAGGUAGAAAACCGCAUGAGCAGCACUUUAGAGACGCUAAAGGCGACACUGGUUGAGUUACAAGCUCAAAAAAAUAUGGAGCAUUUCUUCGCAAUACUCCAGGGAGUAACAGGCUUCGUAGGUGCACUUAUAGAAAAAGAUCCUGGUGCUGCUCUUGGUUCCGCCUUUAGUCUUAUUGAGAAUGAGGCUCUGAGGUGCAAUAGAGGUACGCUUCAACAAAACAAGGCCAAAUUAGAAAAAUGGGUGAGAUUUGGAAAAGCAUACAAGGCUCUGGCAGAUCCUAGUGACUUGAAUUUUGACGAAAUGGAUAUACAAUCUGUUCCAGAAAUAAUGAAGGUAAUAUAAUGCGUAUGUUUCUUUUUUAAUUUUCCUUUUCUUUUCCAUCACUAUAUCAACACAUCCGCAUUCCAUAGGAUGUGGAAGUGGAUGUACCACAGGGGUAUCACAACGUUAUCUUUGUGGCUCUCUAUGGAUGGAACUCAAAGCUAACUUAUUAUUGGCGAUGUAGUACAGAUAAAGUCAAGUCAACUAGAAACUUGAUGGGCGUUAGCUGAGCGAUUAAAUCAGUACUUACAUGUAACACCAUACCUUUAAUUAAUUACAUCCGUGUUUUAUCGUUUUCCAUAACCAAAGGCGGAUCUGGAAAUAAACAAGGAAGCGCUUCUGGCAGACCUGGUUUGUUUGCUGGACGUUGAUCUACCACCUCAAGUGACAGCAGAAUUCAAGAGCGAAAUCGAGAAAUUCUUCAUCGAUGGUGGAACAAGGAUUAAUCUCAUUGCGCAGGUCAUGGAGUUAGACAACAACAUUGGCACGUAUAAUUACGACAUUGUCAAUUUAAGAGAGACAGAAAAGCAAAUAAAAGCUGUCAAUAAAGCCAAGGGUAAGAAUUCUCUUCUUCAAGAAGCUAUGUUGUAGCAAGAGAAUAUAAACUGCUCUUGAUUAUGGUGGAUCCCGGAUUUCUUAUGUUCGCCGACGUUGUGGCGCUUUUAUUAGCAUGGUAACUAUCAAUGCUACCGUAGUAAACUUUCAUUGUAUUCUUAUGACCAUCCAUAUGUCCGCCCUUAAGCACAUGUUCGAUGAGUUGCAUGGCUACGUCUCUGGAAAAGAAACUAGAUUUAACCCUUAAGCGCACGAACUAACUGACGACUCAAACGCGGCACGAGGAAAGGAAAAUGGAGGAGCCCUCCCUCCCCCCAUCCCCGCGAUUUUUGUCAUGUGUCGAUAUUCUAAAAAAUUGUCAUACAAUAAUGGGUAGCACGAUAUGCAUUAAUCAGGUUGAGACAAAAAUUAUGGGUUUGGGCUAUACUACUAUCGCAUUAUUAAGGGUUGGGAAUUCAUCAUUUUCUAAUCAUCACAACUUUAUAUUUACCUCAACUGACAACUUUCCAGGGACCCCAAUAGCCGACAACGUACGGCAGGAGUUUAUUGAUAACCUUUUGAAUAUCUAUGAAGAACUGGAGACCAGUUUUUCCAAGCAGCUAUACUUGUUCUACAAGGGUUUUGAGUUCCGGUCCCUGUGGAACAUGGACAAAAAGAUGGCAAGGUUUCAGCGUCGCGCUGCAACCCUCACAAAAGGCUCUGGACAUCUUCAAGGAGUUACUUCCUUGACAAAGGCUUUACAAGAAAUAAACAACAUUGAAAUGGCAGCUCGAAGCUGUUUUACGACUAAAAAGCCCAAAAUUGGUAUAUACAAAUGGUCUUUUGACAAGACGAAAGAUCCAACGGUAUGGACAUCAUUCUUUUCUCUUGUCGACGGUACUGUGGGUUUUGUUCAGUAGUCCACUGAGCUCCGAGUCGGACGACCCGAGUUCUAGUCCUGGCCGGGGCAAGGCGUUGUGCCCUUGAGACGUGCGAGAAAAAAAAUGCGAGCUCCGAUUUUAGGCUUGGCUAAAUCUAUAUUAUUCUUAUUUUCCCCCCUUCCCCUUACACACUGUUGGCGACGACUGAUCCCUCCUCUGUUUCCCCUGAAAACUCUAUGAUUUCCACAAAAAUCCUCUAUUGAUAAAUAAACAAGCAUCCCCGCAAUGAUAUUUUGUAGCACAACUUAUUAACAACGCCGAAUUCGCCUACUUGAUCCUCUCGUUUCAUUCAUUUAGAUGUUCAAGGAGUUAUACAAGAGUUACACGACGUUUUCCUUGGACAUUGAUCAGGGCUGUAAAGAUUGCUACAAUGUGCGCCUCUUGAAGGUACAUAGAAACAGAGCUGUUUAAGUAAUGUUGUAAACUUAACAGAUUUGAAUACAACUGCUUGCAUCGACAGGUUACUCUGGUCUUGUCAACUGCGUUGAUAACGUGAAUUGACCACCAUAAAGAGUUUCAAAGCUGACGUUUCGAGCGUUAGCCGUUCGUCAUUUGCUCUGACGAAAAGCUAACGCACGAAACGUCAGUUUCGAAACCCCUUUACGGUGGUCAUUUUAAGUUAGUUGAUAAUACCGAAUUACCCUGUUACACUCUCCCACCAGCGCAGCACCACAGCUUCUUCAUAAAUUUACCUCUGUUUAGUUACUUGCAUCGACAUUGUCAUUUACCGUCCUAUGUUGAGAGUUUUGCAAAACAUUCCAAGAUCAUUACUGAUAGAAGGCUAAAUAGGAUUUAUCUUACACAAGCCUCACUUUCCUUCAAAAGAACUUAAAGCGUUUAAAUCGAAGUUUUUUUCACCUAACUUUUUUCGCCUUAUAAAUUUCGAUGUUAUUUCUGAAUUUUGUCCCUGAAGACCUCAUUUAACAGUCGCAUUUUGUGCUUAAGAUUUCAUUGCGUGAAAAUAGAAGAGGGCUUAGUUCGAAUCAAUUAUCAUCCAUGGAUAUCAAGAACUAAUGAUCGUGCUUUUAUUGAAUAAUGAUAAAUAUCAGUCACACCUGUCCUCCAAUAGAUUAUAUUUAAGAACCAAUCAGAAUGGGUGUAUAACUAAGCCUAUCGUAUAAAACGGAAUAGACUGCGCGUAGCGUAACCGAUAAGAUUGCCAUAUCUGGAUAGAAAGGUAGUAGUAGUAUUCUAUUACUGGAAAGUAAAUAUAAAAAAGUUACUGAGGUGAAUUUUUGGCUUUCCCCACUGUAGUGUAUUAGGACCCAGACUCCCCCUCAGUGGGGCAUGUAACGGCUGACUAGAGUUGUUGUUGAAGACCACUAGUUGGAUAGGCAGAACAAAGCCAUCGUCAAGUCCAAUCCGUUGUAAUACUCCUAUUUACCGACCAGAUCGGAAGAAAAAACCACGAGCAUAUAGGAAUUUAAACAACAAUGCAUCAAAAAGAAGGAUUCCCAGAAAAAUGAUUUAAUAAACUUUAAUCAUAGUGUAAAUACUUUGUUAUCUUUAAAAGAUGUAUGUGGAGCUAUAUGGUGCAGCCCAAGAUCAGAGCGUCCCAGAUAAAGUUCAUCUAAAGCUCAGACCACUGGGAAGGUCUUACUUUAGGAUUGGCGAUGAAAUCAAAGACUUCCAUCAGCCAAUGGCCUCUUGGCGAUACUUGAACUUCGAUCGUUUCAAGGUAACUAAUGAGAACAAGUGCAGACAGGAAAAAGAACAAGGGAAGGGUAAGUGGCUAAAUAUGUUUUAAAUAUUUAAAUAAACCUUCCAAAGUGUUAGUUUUUACAAUUUCCUUGUUCACUUAUUCACUCGAGUAUUUCAAUGGAAAUGAAAAAAAGAAAAUUAUAAAAAUAAAAAUGAUAUAUGGCCAUCGAUCUGUGAAACAGCAACGUGAUGAAAUGAACUUGCUUUCCUGAGGAUGCUAAAAAUGGCAAGUUCUUGAUCAUUUGACACAAUUUGAUGAAAUGCGAGUUUCUCCUUACCCCUAAUUCUCAGGAAAAAAAUUACCACAAUUUGCAGUAAUGUCGCAAUCUGAUUGGUCAAUUUGCUGUUAUCGAUAAGAGUACAGACAACGCUGCUUGCGUCAGCGUGUCACGCAAUGCCUUUAUCAGACCUUAAACAUGGACGACUUGUACUGAAAGAAUCCUUUCAAUUGCCUUCGAUACUGAGGUAAAAAAAUCGACAGUUGCUGCGCCUCUUGAGUUCCACAACAUUUUGAUCACUGUGAUAACAAAUAUCGUUGUCGAUAAGAGUAUAGACCACGCUUUAUGAAAGUCGAUUUGUUAAGUUAUCAUUUGUCAAAUAAGAUAUUGGAUUCCUGAUCGGGGGAAUUUCAUUGAAGCUAAACGGACAUGCAAAGCGUACCGAUUUCAAUGGGCCUUGCCAUCUUAGCAUAAUCUGCUUGGAAAAGAAUCUACCCUAGCGCGAGUUGAUGUUUGUGGGAAAAAUGGUGAGCUCUUAUUAAGAGCAACUACGCAUGCGUUGUAUUAAUUUCAAAUGGAAGAAUUCAACAGUUGAACUUUUUUUAACCCUAGAUGGCGGUUUUUAUUGUUUGACAAAAGACGACAAGCGCCUGACAGGGAUGUGCUGUCAUCCGCUCAUAGCCGCACCUUGUGAUGACGCUUUGGCGGGAGAAGAAGAAUGUCGAAGUGUAUUUGGAACAUACAGCCUUUCCAUACCAAUUGAUCCGACAUUGGACUGCAGUGCACAAAUAACUUACAAAAACUGCAAAAAUCUGAAUGUAAGUUUGCCCAACUGGCCUCAGUCGUUCGAUGGCUAGAUAAAGCUAUCCCAUAGAUGGCCAAGAACGUUUUAUUUCUUUUAAACAGUUAACCACUAAAUGGCGUUAUCCACCCACUGAAAGGUGGGGCCUGGUGAAAAGGGAAGGAAUAAAGGGGUUGGUACUGGUGAGAGGAGGAUGUUAAAUUUGAUCAUUUAAGGGGGAAGGGGCUAGUAACGGUGAUUAAGGCACCAAUGCAAUCAUUGUUCAUCUCCUCAGGGGGUCAGAGGACUUUAGGGGGAUCAUGGUUUUCAGGAGUAAUGGAUGAGGGAUCAGCAGAGUAUAAAAAAAGUGACACUCAACGUGGGGGGGGGGAAAUUAUCAGAAUAACAGAGCCUUAGGGGGAGUCAGGUAAAUGAUAUUGUGGCAUAACCAAAAUCCUCGGAACUAACCUUGUGCCCAGAUCUUACUGUAUGACUGAAAUGUUACUACGCUUGACCGUGGAAGGUCUGGGUCCUUCCUCUGACUCCCCGGUUUACCAUAACGAUUUUAUUUCGUUAUCUUUUUUUCAUUCAUUUAUUUCUUCUCAGCGAGAACUUUUCACCCACAUGAAUGUUUGGACAACUUUCAUGUAUUGGCCCGAAGCAUACCCACAGACACCGGAGGAUUGUGGGAUUCAAAAGCGCAAUGCCACAGUCGAACCGGAAGUCGAAUUAUUGGAUUCUCCUCCUAUCCUAAGACGAGACGCUGAUGCCGAUUUAAACAACAAUAAAAGGAAAUGA